CAAUUUAACGAGAAGAUAGUGUUCAAAACUCUUUAGACGCCGGUAAUACUUUCAGAGCAUUUGUAACAGAUCCACUGACAGUGCUGUCUUCUGACCGAGGAGCAAGCGAUGCAUAGAAAAGUUCCUGGAUUAACGCAGAAUUAGCACAAAGCAGAGACGCCACCUCAGCCCAACAUUGCAAACCGACUGAACUAGCAGAGAGAGGAAACGAUUGAGGGAGAAGCAGUGCGCACAAGAAACUGAGACGCAUACCCCAGCAGCUCAAGACGACUCCCAGAGAGCACAGAGACGGGUCAGGACGGGCAUCCUUCUGGAAAGGGGACCCACGCAGAAGAGAGCUUCAAAAGCAUGGCGGAAAAACAAUUUUCUGGCAUAUUGAACGGAGCGGUUCCAGGAGAGCCAGUGAAGAAAGAUGAAAACUCCAGAAGGGGAAACUGGGGCAACCAGAUUGAGUUUGUCCUCACCAGUGUGGGUUACGCAGUGGGGCUGGGAAACGUCUGGAGGUUUCCUUACCUUUGCUACAGAAAUGGAGGAGGUGCCUUCAUGUUUCCAUACUUCAUCAUGCUGGUGUUUUGUGGCAUCCCUCUGUUCUUCCUGGAGCUCUCCUUUGGGCAGUUCACCUCCCUCGGGUGCCUGGGAGUCUGGAAGGUCAGCCCAAUGUUUAAAGGUGUGGGCUAUGGAAUGAUGGUGGUCUCUACCUACAUUGGAAUCUACUACAAUGUGGUGAUUUGCAUUGCAUUUUAUUACUUCUUCAUGUCAAUGACUAACCUGCUGCCCUGGACGUACUGUAACAACCCUUGGAACACCCCUGACUGCUCUGGGGUGGUGGGAACUCCACGAGCUAAUGCCACCUUCGCCAAUAUGUCUGCUGUCGUGUCAGGGGUGACUGAGAUAGUCAACCGCACCAAGAGGACCAGUCCUAGUGAAGAGUACUGGAGGAACUAUGUAUUGAAUAUCUCUGACGGCAUUGGGAACUUUGGGGAGGUGCGUCUGCCUAUCCUGGGAUGUCUGGCUGUGUCAUGGGUGGUUGUGUUUCUCUGUCUUAUUCGAGGAGUCAAGUCAUCAGGCAAAGUGAUGUAUUUCACAGCGACCUUCCCUUAUGUGGUGCUGACCAUUCUCUUCAUUAGAGGAAUCACUCUUGAAGGAGCCGUCAGUGGUAUCAAAUACUAUUUGACCCCUCAGUGGCAAAAAAUUCUAGAUGCCAAGGUAUGGGGGGACGCUGCCUCUCAGAUUUUCUAUUCGCUUGGCUGCGCCUGGGGUGGGCUUAUUACCAUGGCAUCAUAUAACAAGUUCCACAAUAACUGUUUCAGAGACAGUAUCAUCAUCAGUGUAACAAACUGUGGCACCAGUGUGUACGCUGGCUUUGUUAUCUUCUCCAUCCUGGGAUUCAUGGCUCAUCAUCUUGGGGUGGAUGUGUCAGAGGUGGCCGAUCAUGGUCCAGGCCUGGCAUUCGUGGCCUACCCAGAGGCCCUAACACUUCUGCCCAUAUCACCUCUCUGGUCCCUGCUCUUCUUCUUUAUGCUCAUUUUAUUGGGCCUGGGCACUCAGUUCUGUCUACUGGAGACUCUGGUGACAGCUAUAGUAGAUGAGAUUGGAACAGACUGGAUUAUCAGAAAUAAGACCUACGUCACGCUCGGAAUUGCUAUAGUGGGCUUCCUUCUGGGAGUGCCGCUGACCACACGGGCAGGGAUAUACUGGUUGCUGCUUAUGGACAAUUACGCUGCCAGUUUCUCUCUGGUCGUCAUCUCUUGCAUCAUGUGCAUCUGUAUAAUGUAUGUCUAUGGUCACAAGAACUAUUUUAAAGAUGUGGAGAUGAUGCUUGGCUUCCCUCCUCCAAUCUUCUUCAGGGUCUGCUGGAGAUUUGUGUCUCCUUUAAUUAUUUCUUUCAUUCUGAUUUUUACUGUGAUACAGUACAAGCCUAUUAUGUACAAUGACUAUGUGUACCCUGGUUGGUCAUUGGUCAUUGGGUUUGCCAUGGCUUUGUCUUCAGUUAUCUGUAUACCUGUCUAUGCUCUGUACAAGAUUGCUGUGUCUGAGGGAUCGACAUUUACAGAGCGUUUGAAGAACUCCUUGAAGCCUGACCUGGACUGGGGCCCUGCUCUCCAGGAGCACCGCAAGGGACGAUACGCCACCACGGGCCCUGAAUCUGUGGAGGUGUGCCCUCUCAAAGAAGAGCUGAAGGAUGAGGGGAAAGAGAAACUCAAGGAGAAAGAGGAUGAGAUCGGUCUGACCAUCCCAGGAAGCAACGGCUCCACAUUGAACCCCACACCCAGCGCAUAGAGGAGCCCCUCCACACCUUCCCCCCCAGGACGGUUCCCAUUCCCACACUGCGGGACAGGCCACUCUCGCUGGAGACCUUUACAUAUUGUAAGGGCUUUAUGAAAUCUAACCUCUAGAGAAAUUGGUUGUCAUCCAAAACCUUUUUCUUUUUGUUCACAUAAUUUAAUACUGCAGUUUUUUUAAAGAAAAAAAAGACAUGUUCAUAUACAGGAGGUAUUUGCAUUCACGCAGUGUGUAUAUAGCGCAUUGUACAAUAUUUUCACUCUGUUUUGUAUAGUCUGGAGAUGUGACUGUAGUGGCAACAGGAGCUACAGUGGGAUUUGGCUUGUGU
Messenger RNA from Rhinichthys klamathensis goyatoka, 2611 nucleotides. RefSeq names its product solute carrier family 6 member 9 (gene slc6a9). Lineage: Eukaryota; Metazoa; Chordata; Actinopteri; Cypriniformes; Leuciscidae. The record is from RefSeq and is a predicted model, not a curated record. The transcript is spliced from 14 exons. Gene Ontology annotation, cellular component: plasma membrane. Bases 349 to 2280 code for a protein of 643 amino acids. Gene Ontology annotation, molecular function: glycine:sodium symporter activity. Gene Ontology annotation, biological process: synaptic transmission, glycinergic; sodium ion transmembrane transport; glycine import across plasma membrane.